Molecule: messenger RNA, 2635 nt
Organism: Spodoptera frugiperda (fall armyworm)
Lineage: Eukaryota; Metazoa; Arthropoda; Insecta; Lepidoptera; Noctuidae
Gene: DNApol-eta
Product: DNA polymerase eta
Exons: 8
Coding region: 165-2573 (802 amino acids)
Biological process (GO): error-prone translesion synthesis; response to radiation
Cellular component (GO): replication fork; nucleus; site of double-strand break
Molecular function (GO): damaged DNA binding; DNA-directed DNA polymerase activity
Source: RefSeq, a predicted model, not a curated record
UUAAAAGUGUCAAGUCUAUACUUGUGUGCCUGACGACUGUGAUGUGAUCUUUGUGAUAACAAUUUUAGCGCGAAAAUUACAGAUAUUGCAUAUAAUUUUAUAAAAAUGACAUAACAUUCCGCCUGCAUUGUAAAUAACUCGAAGAUAUAUAAAACUAGUACAAAAUGGAUAAAGAUAAUCGUGUGGUUGUGUUAAUUGACAUGGACUGUUUCUAUUGCCAAGUUGAAGAAAAACUUAACCCGGAAUUGAAGGGAAAACCUAUAGCUGUAGUGCAAUACAAUCCUUGGCAAGGUGGCGGGAUUAUUGCAGUAAACUAUGUAGCCAGAGCCCGGGGAGUCACUCGCCACAUGAGAGGGAAGGAGGCCAAGGAAAAGUGCCCGGAUAUAGAAUUGCCAUCUGUACCUUGUCAGAGAGGCAAGGCUGACAUAUCCAAGUAUAGAGAUGCUGGAAAAGAAGUAGCAAGGGUGUUGCAGAAGUUCACCCCUCUGCUAGAGAGAGCUUCCAUUGAUGAGGCUUACCUUGACAUCACAGCUCCUGUGGAAGCCCGACUAAAUACUCUGAAUGUUAACUCAGUACACACAGACAUGAUGCCCAACACCUUUGCCCUUGGUUAUGAUAGUGUGGAUGAGUUCCUGGCCGACGUUCACACAUGUGGCUUUGAGAACAUUGAGUUUGACUACGAACAUGCCAAACGGUUGCUUAUAGGUGCUGUCAUUGUCAGCGAGAUUAGGGCUGCUGUUUAUGAAGAGACAGGUUAUAGAUGCUCAGCAGGCAUAGCUCACAACAAAAUCUUAGCUAAACUAGUGUGUGGAAUGAACAAACCUAACAAACAGACUAUUCUCCCAAAACAUUGUAUUAAUUUAUUGUACAGCACAUUGCCCCUGAAGAAAGUAAAACAUCUUGGAGGAAAGUUUGGUUACACAGUCUGUGAAGUAUUGAAAAUAAGCAAUAUGGGAGAGCUACAAAAUUUCACAGAAAAGCAAUUACAGUCCAAGUUUGAUGAGAAAAAUGGAACAUGGCUAUACAAUAUUGCACGAGGGAUAGAUUUGGAGCCAGUUCAAGCAAAGUUCAAUCCUAAAAGUAUAGGAUGCUGUAAAAAUUUCAAAGGGAAGGCUGCUCUCCUUAAAUUAGAGAGCUUGCAGAGAUGGCUCAAAGACUUGGGUGAUGAAAUAGAAGACAGAUUAGAGCAGGAUGCAAUAGAAAAUAAUAGGACACCAAAACAAAUGGUUGUCAGCUACUCUGUACAGAUCUCAGACAGAGAUAUAAGUAGUUCCCGAUCAUAUAACUUUACCCCUGAAGAUGAACUGUGUGGUGAACUAUUCUCAAACAAAGCUUUAGAACUUCUUCUGGAAAGUUCUGAAGGAAUCAAGAUUAAAGAUUGCCCCAGUGACAUGAGAUUAAAAGCUCCAAUAAAAUUCUUAGGUAUCAGUGUUGGAAAGUUUGAAGAUAAUACAGAAGUAAAGAAAACUAAGAAAAUAUUAGAUUAUUUUGCUGCUGGAGCAUCUAAAGAUGUUACUGUGAAACCUAAAGAAGGAACUAAACAAGAAAAGAUCAAUGAAACAAGUGAUACAAUUAAAUCUGAACCCAAAACUAACAUUGGUAAAGACUACAUAAUGCAAAAAUUCUUACAAGCAUCACAGAAACCUCAAGUGAGUGAAAGUAUAAUGAAAGAUAAUGUUGAACAAAUCAAUCAAACAACUGAGCCAGUUCUACAGUCCAGCUUGGAUAAACAGGAGUCAUUUUUUGCUAAAAUAUUGAACCAAAACAAAUACAAUCCUAACAUUAGUAGAGUGCAACAAGACGUAGAUCUUCAGAAAAUACGACCAACAACGCCAGUCUGCGAUGUAGUCGCGUGUGGGGAAAAUAGUAAUGACUCCAAUUAUUCUGGUUCAACAAUCAAUGAUGAAAUAAACAAUAGUGUGGCUUUGUUUGAAGAGGACCCUACAAAAGUAAUUCGUGUUAAAAGUAUUAGGGAGCUGUUAACUAGUUCGCGUCUAAUCAAUGAAGACCCUGACUCCGACACUGCAUCGGAACCUGAACAAAAAAGUAAUGAAGUGCCGCCCAUGGUGCCUCGAAACGAAGUGCCAAAGGCGCCUCAAAAUGAAUCACAUUCAGAGACAUACCAAUGUCCUGAUUGCAAUAAAGCAAUAGCUAUCACUGAAGUUGCUGAACAUUCAGAUUUUCAUCUUGCAUUGAAAUUGAGAGAAGAGGAGAGACAACAUGUGCGUACAGAAAUAAAGGAAAGAAAAGAAGUCAAAUUGAAACAAAAUAUGGAAUCUAAAAAGCAACAACAGACCACCAAACCUGAACCUGUAUCUUCUAUAGCUAGCUUUUUAGUUAAAAUUGAUGACAAUAUUCCAACAGAAAUAUGCUCAACUUGUGGAAAAAAGGUCCCUUUGGAUAAGUUUGGAGAACAUCUAGAUUUCCAUGAAGCUCAAAAACUAAGUAGAGAACUAAAUAAGAAAACCAGUCCACAGUUUACUGGCAAUAGUGUAAAACGAAAACGGAAAUCUAAUUCACCAGUAAAGAAAAAUAAAAUGCCAUGUAGGCCAAUUGACUCAUUCUUUAGGUGACAUAUUGUGAUAUAUUAUGAUAUUAAUUAUUAUAAAGUGGAAAUAAAAAUUAAAACAAAGUA